CGGAAAUUGCGUCCUCAGUGCGCGACAAGUUGCAACGAUCGCGAAGGGGGUGUCUUCUUCCGCUUGCGCAGGCUGCCAGGACGCGCCUGUACGCUAUGUUUGACAAGCGCCUGCGCCAUAUUCCCACGCCUCAGUUUCAUACCAGCGUCCUGCAGGCCAUUAACAAGGAUAACAUCGCAAAGAUCAACUAAAGCAUACAGUGUUGAGGCCGAAAUAUCCGAUAACAAUAUCGCGCAACGAAGCAAUGCCACGACUUACACCUGCGUCGGGGUUGACUCUUGGCCGGCAACGACUAAACAUCACGAAGACACUUGGACGAUAUUUCAACACCACACCCAGUGCACGCCCUACGAUAUGGUAAGACGCGAUACCCCGAUAUACGGACACUUCGGCGAGGGAGCCUAUUGCCAACAUCUUGGCAGAGACACAUGCCAUGGCUUUCGUUGGUUUGCCAAGGCCACGCCGCCGGAUGAUGUGCGUGGAUUCGUGACGCGGUCCUCCCACAAGCAACCCAGAGAGUAA
Alternaria burnsii is the source of this 522-nucleotide messenger RNA. RefSeq lists its product as uncharacterized. The annotation marks the transcript as partial. The record is from RefSeq and is a predicted model, not a curated record. Lineage: Eukaryota; Fungi; Ascomycota; Dothideomycetes; Pleosporales; Pleosporaceae. The transcript has a single exon.